Molecule: messenger RNA, 2938 nt
Organism: Aphanomyces astaci
Lineage: Eukaryota; Oomycota; Saprolegniomycetes; Saprolegniales; Verrucalvaceae
Exons: 3
Coding region: 50-2791 (913 amino acids)
Biological process (GO): lipid metabolic process
Source: RefSeq, a predicted model, not a curated record
AUACAACGAAAAGCACUCUGCCCAUUGCCAUCGAGACGGCAAGUGGGCGAUGCAGCCCAGCGGCGACAGCCGAGCGCUUCCUCCAGAAAGUCGUGCUACCGCCAGGCCCUUCGAGACAUUGCCCAAUUUGAACGUGGACCCCUUGGCGGACAUUGAGGCUGGCAUCUCACGCGAUGUCCACCAAGUCGAAGAGGUCGUGAAGAAACACAGUCGCGUCGUAACCUCGCGGAGAAUCUCCCGCAAGGUCACCCGAGACUCGAUCAAGGUGAUCGCGCGUCAGAUGGGGUCACUCAGUCGGUUCAAAAUCAAACGGCUUUCGAUGGUCUCGACCACGGAUCUCAAAAUGGACACCCUCACCCCGCACGACAUAAUGAUUACAUACGGAUUGUUCAACCUGGUGUUGAUCGCUGGGGCGCUGAUGAGCAUUGGCUCGGUCGUGUGGUGGUCCAGUUCGAGGUUUUCUGUGACAGCGUCCCCAGACAUGGACAUCGAAGUAGCCCACUACCUUAUUCAAGCGUUCACAAGUGCCGUGUGCGGAGUCUUUACCCGCAGGAUGUACAAGUUGCCCACGGGGGAGCGACAGCCAGUGCAGUCGACGAUGGCGCUGAUUGCAGUGGUGUAUGGGCUUGUUUCGUUAGGAGAAGUCGUAUUUGGCAUUGGCUUUUCCGGCGCCUACGGCUCCUGGGCGACGCGCCGUCAUUGCUGGUACGACGGCCACGGACGGGCGGUGAAUGUGGCCGUGCGGAACGUCCUCAAUGCCAUCCAAGCGGUGCUGCUAUACGCCGUCCUCAACUUGCUCUGCCGAUGCUUCAAGACACCCACUACCUCCAACGUGUCUACCGAAGUGGAAUUUGCAGUCUGGCCCUACGCGUGCUACGUCGUGCUGCGAGUGGUGCUGGGCUGCACGUUUGGGUUUGUGUUGGACUACCUCCCCAUGACCAACCUCGUCACAGUCGCGCGGCUGUACAUCCACUCGUCCGUGGAGGUGGCCCCCGGUAUCCUCAUCACAUGCGUUGUGAUAACUGCCAUCGACGGCGCGUUCUCGGCGUGGGCAUUCCUUGAAAUAUCCCAAGUGCGGCGGUCAUUUCGGCUCUGUUUUGUGAAAAACAUUUCCAAGUUCAUAGUCGCGUUCAACUUUUUCAUGAAUUACAACGUCAACAUGGUGUUUGCGCUUGUGGUGUGUGGCCACGGCGUGUCGUGGCUCGUUCCCACCGAGUACUAUGUGACCAGCUCCAAUGGCAUUCAGUGCACGGGCGCGACGGCCGCCAUCGUUGGCUUCCGGCUCACCAUCGUGGCAUGGCUGCUCAUCUCCAUGUAUGCGUGCCUACCCGCCGACGCCAUGGGGCUGCGGGGGUGGAUCCAUUCGUCCCCGGGGGGGCUCGAUGUCAAGACCAACCGCGUCCGGUACUUUGUACACCCGUCGGAUGUGUUUCAGACGGCGAAUUUCAACAUUUCCGACCUGCUCAAGCACUCGUCGUCGUCGGCGUCGUCUGUGGCAACGAUCGAUCCGCGGCAUUUCGUCCUGGAAGGGCAGAUUGAAAUGUUCAACUUUGCCUACUUGGCGUACGCGUGCGGCCACAAGGACUACUCGCAAGAGUUUAUGCACUUGGACAACAUGAUUGGCGACAAGCGGUUUGGCCUGGUGGAUCACAUCCACGAGCCCCACAACGACACGCACUGCUUGAUUGUGCAGUCGCCCGACAAGAUCGUUGUGGCAUUUCGGGGCACGACGAGCUGGAAGAACUUUCGGACUGACUUCAACGCCGCCCGCCGAGAAUACAAGGUCAGCUUUGACCACAUUGUGGACACUGUUGAGCCCGAGUACCGUCCUCAGAAUGUGUCGCGCGUGAAUUGCUGCAAGCGCAAGUACCCGUGGGUACACGAAGGCUUUUGGGUGGCAUAUCAAACUGUGGCGGGGCGGGUGCUCGCAGCGAUCGAAUGUUUGCACAGCCAGAGCCCGCGCCCGGUGUACGUCACGGGGCACAGCCUCGGGGGGGCGCUCGCCAUCCUGUGCAGUUUGGACGUGGCGCUAAAGUGGGGCUCCCACCAUGUGACGUGCACGACCUUUGGCUGCCCCCGCGUCGGCGGCAACGCGUUCAAGAAACUGUACAACGCCCACGUACCCGCCACGUUUCGCUUUGUCAACAGCCGCGACCCCAUCUGCCACUCCCCCAUCCGGACGCUUUGGGACUCGUUCACGGAGGUCGGGACCACUGUGCUGCUCAAUGACUUUGGCAACAUGAUCAUCAACCCCAACAUGCUCGAAUACAGCAUGCUCAACCGUGGGGUGUCGAUGGAAGCGCACAAGUUGACGUUUUACCAGCUGUCGCUGCUGCUGUGGUGCACUCGCGCGCACGGGCGAACGUUCGAGCCGCAGUUCUGGCCCCACUCGCUCCAGCAGCUGCGGUGGUUGUGCGGUCACAUCCCCGAAGUGCUGCAGUAUUUAAGUCGCAGCUCAUUGCUCGGGGGCGGGCACCCCAUCUCCGAAGACGUCCGCCUCCUGUCUAUCUUGCGCCACGUCCACAAGAACGUCCAGCCCACGUCGACCCGACUUGGGAUAUUCAAGCGAGAGGUGGCGUGCUUGUCGUGCAAAAGCAUGAUCGAGUCACUCGUCGAGAAUGCAAUUGUGCCGACAGAAGCCGAGGCAGUGGAAGUGGGGCGCAUUUUGCUGGCCAAGGGCCACAUCAACAUGGUCGGCGGCAUCGUGUUCAAUAAGCACGGCCACUUUGUCCUGAUCCAAGACUCAAAACCCCGACGCGCGAGCGUUCAGCACGACGAAGACAUUAAGUAAACAUGGGCUGGUUUGAAGUUGUUUGGGAAAAGGAACUACCAGUAGCGCCUCGUCCAUAUAGCAUAACGUUGGGUGACUUUGUGUAUGCUAGCACCCCGCCAAAUAACUUUUCGCCUCCAAGUAAACAGAAACGAGUGUUGUUGUGGA